Molecule: messenger RNA, 1152 nt
Organism: Lichtheimia ornata
Lineage: Eukaryota; Fungi; Mucoromycota; Mucoromycetes; Mucorales; Lichtheimiaceae
Exons: 3
Coding region: 1-1152 (383 amino acids)
Source: RefSeq, a predicted model, not a curated record
AUGACAUAUGUCACUGAGGACGAUAACGAUCCGUACAAAAUCAACAUAAGAUUAGAGGAUGACGAGGACAGCAAACGAAAACGGUUUUUCGAAAAAGGACUCAGCACACUCUUAGACGACGAGCAUUUUUUGCUCCUCUACGUGCCUGAAAAUGGAGACAAGAUGAAAGUUAUACGACCUGCCAAUGACGCAUACCAUCGAAAGCGCAUCAUCAAAAGAAUCAAUGAAGCAAAAAGCAUUCCAUCAUUUUAUUACGCCUUAUCGCAUCUUUGGGGUCUCUCAGAAAACAACCGGUACGAGUGGAAUGAUAUCAGUGAAUACGUUGACGACGAACAAGGACAACCAAUGAAACCUGUUUCCAUGCGACCUGAGAAACGAGAUGCAUUACUUACAAUGCUCCAGGACCAUCCUGACAGCUAUUGGUGGAUCGAUGUCUUGUGUGCACGCACCGAUACCCCACUUGAUAUCAUGGGAGAUAUUUACGCUUGUUGCCUUGAAUGUAUUGCCAUGAUCGAUUGUCAGCCAAGCCUUAUACCGAAAAUUUACACACACUACCAGCAGUUACAUCCACCGUCGAGUUACGAGCUAAUUGAACUCUUGUCCACAUUCUUCCAAAGCCAAUGGUGGCAACGUGUAUGGACCUGGCAGGAGAUGGCUCUCCCUGUUGGAGAUGUUCGGCUUAUGGCUGAAACAGACAUUCAUCGACUCCAAACCAACACAAUCACUCUGAAGGAAUUACUUGAAAUUUAUCGCCUGCUAUGUGAACAUCGGAGGGUUUAUUCCGGUAGUUUGCGACAUGAACUACUACACGGUAUGUUCCACGCGAGGGACAUAGACUAUGCAAGAAAAUCCAACGUUCUUCGUGGGGCGACCAUUGAAUCAGUGCAAUAUGUAAUGCUUUCAUUGCGUAAUUCCAAGCGACGAUGUUAUGAUCCCUGUGAUUACAUUUAUGGAGUGCUGGGAAUGUUGCAGAUCAAAAUCCCAAGGAUGUCCGAUCCCAAUGCAGUUUGGAAAGAGUUCUUAUCCAAAUUGGAUGAUUUAUAUGCAUAUGAAUCUAAAAAAUUGGUUGAUUAUGCCGGCAAAUUCGAUUUAAGAGAAGCUGAAAGUAUUGGUGAUGUAUACCAAAUGUGUAUAUUUUCUCCUAGUGAUUAA